Pecten maximus is the source of this 880-nucleotide messenger RNA. RefSeq lists its product as uncharacterized. The record is from RefSeq and is a predicted model, not a curated record. Lineage: Eukaryota; Metazoa; Mollusca; Bivalvia; Pectinida; Pectinidae. The coding region runs from base 140 to 748 and encodes 202 amino acids. The transcript has 3 exons.
UUUGCAUUUGGUUUGUCCCGGUAUUCCUGACUGGUUCGUGUACUGGGGUCGCCACGGAAAAUUUAACGAAGACAAACUGAACAAUCUCGUCCAGCAGUAUACCCACAUUGGAGCCUUGUAAAAAAGCUACGGGGACGAGAUGGAUAAUCAAUGUGAGGAAUGCGAGCAGAGGUGUUCCGACCUAAAGCGAUGUUCGGGAUGUUUCCAGGUGUAUUACUGUUCAAGGAAGUGCCAGAAAAGAAACUGGAAGUCACAACACCGAGGUAUAUGUAAGGAAUACCAGUCGACCCACGUAACGACCAUAUCGAGAUCCGAAAGCAAGAAAGCUACAAUAGACCUCAGCAAGUUGACACUGAACGACUUCAACAACAAUUCUGACUAUAAGAUGUUUAAAGAUAUAAAGAGAGCUCGGAAAGAGGCUGCGAAAGUGUUUCCGGGGUCUCACAUAUUAGAUGAAUUCAAACAGAUAUCGGAAACUUUUGGUUCGAAGCGAGUUUUAGUGGCGUACAUCUCGAGGGAACACCCAUAUCCUUUCCGUCACUGUGUCUAUAUUCAGGAUAAGACCGACAAAGAGAUGAUGGUCGCCUUCUACCUAGACUACGACGAUCCAACUCCCUACUUUCGAUGGCAGGAAGUAAUCCCUGGAAAUUAUCUGUGCGUGAAAAAUCCUUACAUUCAUUUCUUCAUGGACGGCCAAGUUGGCUUACGUAUUGACGAGCCUUGUCUUAUCACAAUCCUUAGCUUCUAGAGAGCGUGGAAUGAACAUGUUUCUUGUGGUUGAUGUAUAUUAUAUAGUAUUAUAGUUAUUAUGCGUUGUGUUAUAAGGUUAUAACAAGUGUUAUAUUUGUAUGUGUUAUACAAUAUUAUAGUUAUUACAACU